AUGUCGGCACAAGAUGGCUCGACCAGUAAGCAGAUUCCUUUGGCACAGCGAAUCCUUGCGCUACAAGCACGUAACAAGAGGCAGCUUCAUAUGUGUGAAGCCAGUCGCACAUCACAGAGCGAGGGAAAUAAGGAAAACAGCUAUCUUUCGUCUUCAAUGACGAGACAAAACAAAACAGCUCCAGCUGGAGAAAUGUUCGACUUGAGCAAAAUGAAUGAUAGCCUGGGAGCAAUACGACAUAACCUGAGCACUCAAUCCUCGGAGCAACCACCUCAGCAUAAAAGCGCACAACGAGUAUUCAGAGAUCGUCAUCUGAAUACACCAAAGACUCCAAUGCUAUCAGCGAUACCAGAGAAAACUCAUGCGAAAGACAGGUCCUCUGCAAUUUUUUGA
Cylicostephanus goldi is the source of this 393-nucleotide messenger RNA. The record is from the annotation of a GenBank genome assembly. Lineage: Eukaryota; Metazoa; Nematoda; Chromadorea; Rhabditida; Strongylidae.